This is a messenger RNA of Pteronotus mesoamericanus, 3253 nucleotides long. It is a transcript of the gene GABRB3, whose product is annotated as gamma-aminobutyric acid type A receptor subunit beta3. Gene Ontology annotation, molecular function: GABA-A receptor activity; extracellular ligand-gated monoatomic ion channel activity; neurotransmitter receptor activity. Gene Ontology annotation, biological process: signal transduction; regulation of membrane potential; chemical synaptic transmission. Gene Ontology annotation, cellular component: neuron projection; plasma membrane; GABA-A receptor complex. Lineage: Eukaryota; Metazoa; Chordata; Mammalia; Chiroptera; Mormoopidae. The record is from RefSeq and is a predicted model, not a curated record. The coding region runs from base 30 to 1451 and encodes 473 amino acids. The transcript has 9 exons.
CCUCCCCCGUGCCGGGGCGCGGCGGAGGGAUGUGGGGCUUUGCGGGAGGAAGGCUUUUCGGCUUCUUCUCGGCCCCGGUGCUGGUGGCGGUGGUGUGCUGCGCCCAGAGCGUGAACGAUCCCGGGAACAUGUCCUUUGUGAAGGAGACGGUGGACAAGCUGUUGAAAGGCUAUGACAUUCGCCUGAGACCCGACUUCGGGGGUCCCCCGGUCUGCGUGGGUAUGAACAUUGACAUCGCCAGCAUAGACAUGGUUUCCGAAGUCAACAUGGAUUACACCUUAACCAUGUAUUUUCAACAAUACUGGAGAGAUAAAAGGCUCGCCUACUCUGGGAUCCCCCUCAACCUCACGCUCGACAAUCGCGUGGCCGACCAGCUAUGGGUGCCCGACACGUAUUUCCUAAACGACAAAAAGUCGUUCGUGCACGGCGUGACGGUGAAAAACCGCAUGAUCCGGCUUCACCCCGAUGGGACGGUGUUGUAUGGCCUCAGAAUCACCACAACCGCAGCGUGCAUGAUGGACCUGAGAAGGUACCCCUUGGACGAGCAGAACUGCACCCUGGAAAUCGAAAGCUAUGGCUACACCACAGACGACAUUGAAUUUUACUGGCGUGGCGGCGACAAGGCUGUCACCGGCGUGGAGAGGAUCGAGCUGCCUCAGUUCUCCAUUGUGGAGCAUCGCCUGGUCUCGAGGAAUGUCGUCUUCGCCACAGGUGCCUACCCGCGGCUCUCUCUGAGCUUCCGGUUGAAGAGGAACAUCGGAUACUUCAUUCUGCAGACAUACAUGCCCUCGAUACUCAUCACCAUCCUCUCGUGGGUGUCCUUCUGGAUCAAUUACGAUGCAUCUGCGGCUAGAGUUGCCCUUGGGAUCACCACCGUUCUGACCAUGACGACCAUCAACACGCACCUGCGCGAGACGUUGCCCAAAAUCCCCUACGUCAAAGCCAUCGACAUGUACCUCAUGGGCUGCUUCGUCUUCGUGUUCCUGGCCCUCCUGGAGUACGCCUUUGUCAACUACAUUUUCUUUGGAAGAGGCCCGCAGAGGCAGAAGAAGCUUGCGGAGAAGACAGCCAAGGCCAAGAACGACCGUUCAAAGAGCGAAAGCAACCGGGUGGAUGCUCACGGGAACAUCCUGCUGACAUCCCUGGAGGUUCACAACGAAAUGAACGAGGUGGCGGGCGGCGUGGGCGAGACCAGGAAUUCAGCAAUAUCCUUUGACAACUCAGGAAUCCAGUACAGGAAACAGAGCAUGCCUCGGGAGGGGCACGGGCGGCACUUCGGGGACAGGAGCCUCCCGCACAAGAAGACCCACCUGCGGAGGAGGUCUUCGCAGCUCAAAAUCAAAAUCCCCGACCUGACCGACGUGAACGCCAUAGACCGGUGGUCCAGGAUCGUGUUCCCGUUCACUUUCUCCCUUUUCAACCUAGUUUACUGGCUGUACUAUGUCAACUGAGUGACUGUACUUGAUUUUUCAAAGACUUCAUUUAACACCGAGUGGAAUAUUACUUUGCCUGUCCAGUUUUUAUACCUGUACACACAAACAGACACACACACGCGUGCGCGCACACAUAUAUACAUACGCAAUUGUAUAUAUAUGUGAACUUUCUCAGCAUAUAUAUAAAAUACACGUGUAUAUGAGGAUGUAUGUGUAUAUGUUUUUCCAUGCAGGUGUAAGGGAAACAGAUACACAUACAUACAUUUUGCAGCCAUGGACAAAUUUACCAGAGAACGCGUACUUAAAGAAAGUCAUCAUUCUUUUUUGUUUUGUUUUUUUCUUUUCUAAUUGAAAGGGACAAGCAUUGUCUAAAUAUUAUGCCUUGAGAAUGAGGGCGUGAAACAUAAUCUCAUCCCAAACUGUGUCCUUUCUUGUCACAAGUUAGCUGUUUUAGUUGAACAAUCCGAAAGACUCCCUUAGUCUUCAGAAACUCAUCCAGUGCUGUUGGUAGUUUCAAAUGAAUCACCCACUUCAUAGCCUCUCUUUCAGUUUACUAAGCGAAGGUUUUUCGGCUUUCUUGGCGAUGGGGUUUCUUUCAUUGGACGUGUUUUUCUGCGCUGGUUCUGUGGGGGAGGCGAUCCCGCUCACCUCCUGUCUUAAACGUAGCUAGAGCCCACGUUGACAUCGGAACACCCAUCUUGGGAAAACCGCUCGGGACGGCUUCUCCUUGUAAGUAGUCUACUGUACAGUGUAUUUUUGUGUUAAGUCGGAGUGGAUCGGCUUGCCUGUCCUGUGGGAACUCAGUGGCAAUGUUCAGUUGACAUUCCUAUCACUGAAAAUGUGCUCCGCGUCUCCUAUACGGAUUCCCAGGCCUGGUAUUUUCACGGGAAGCAUAGACGUCUCAGGUUAUUUGUUCCUCUGAGGUCAAACCAUCUAGAACGACCUUCCCCCUUGUCUUUCCAUUACCAAUCGCUCUUUAUAAAUAACAUUGUAUGUUACUAUAAAAUAUAUUUGCAUAAUAUGCAUAUGUAUGUAUAUUUACCAGAUUUUGGGUUUUAUGCUCGCUCUCAUGGCAGCAUGCAAUGUUCUACUUUUCUGUGAUGUGACUCCUUUCUGUCAUCUAGAAUUCCGAUUGAAGCUAAGACACUUCUGUUCAAUGUCAGAAACCAAGAAACAUCCUCAUGCCUUCAUUUCCGAACCUGACAUGUGUCAUACGCACAUCCAACCCCUCCUGCUCCGACUAGGACACUGAGGGAGGGUGACCGGUCCUCACACGCAUCAUCCACUGACCCAUGACCGUUCUCUUGAGGCAAAGGACAACGACCCGGCCACACACACUUUGCUUUCCUUCUGAUCCACAGCCUCAUCGGUAUUUGGACUUUUUAAAGCUCGUUGAAACAUGACAAGGUGCACCGGUUUCAUAGACGCAAACUUAACUUACUAUUUAGAUGAGCUCUUUCUAAAGAAACAAAAAAGAGAUGAUAUAUUUUUUGUAAACAAUCUUUCUACCACAGGCAUCCAUAAACUGAAAUGACUACGGUUGUGCAAGCAGGUGUCACAGUGAAGUUAAGCAUUUGGAGAGGAAAAAAAAAAAAAGCAAAAUAUUCCAAAAAGAACUAUGAAAUUAAGCCCCAGCUACCAGUUAUGCUUUACCCUCUGUCCUGUCCAGUGACUAGAGCGUCACCCAGUUCCCUAGGAGCUGGGGCCCGUGUUCCCCGCAAGGACAGAGGGACCACCUUUCCGAGGAUGGGCGUGGGGCGGGCUCUCCCCAUGAGCUGACCAUCACCAGGUUUCCUCUGGUGGCCAUAACAACCUUUAAC